This is a messenger RNA of Cavia porcellus (domestic guinea pig), 2508 nucleotides long. RefSeq lists its product as uncharacterized. The coding region runs from base 340 to 1857 and encodes 505 amino acids. The record is from RefSeq and is a predicted model, not a curated record. Lineage: Eukaryota; Metazoa; Chordata; Mammalia; Rodentia; Caviidae. The transcript is spliced from 12 exons.
GCCCGGAGUCCCUGUCCCAUUCGCGCCCGAAGUUGUUGUGGCCCCGGAUCCGCGCCCGCAGGGCUUCCGGACAUCCGCUUCCCCCGAUUCGGAUCUUUACUCAUUGCCGGCCUCCCGCGGUCCCCAGGGCAGAGUUAAUCACCGCCGCGCCGCCACCCCCACCGCGCCUGACCUGAUUCAGUUCCUUCUCGUUUCCUCUCACGUCUCAAGCCUACUCCCCGUAUUAUUCGGGGGACGCAGGCUGUAGUCAGGCUGGCUUUGAACUCAUGGUGAUCCUCCUGCCUCGGCCUCCGGAGUGCCGGAAUUACAGAUAACUGAUAAUGCCAAAGCGGUAGGAAGAUGCCUCGCCCAACAAGAGUUGCAGUGCCUUUAGUGGAAAAACCAAAGAAGAAAUGCUUUAUGCAACGCGGGUUACAUCACUGGCAAGUGGAGAAGUCUCAGGGCGGCACUCUAUACGGAGAACUCAGGAUGGCGGGUGGGGCCACUAUCUGCCCAGGCUGUUUGUCUUCCCUCUUCUGGAGCUGCCACCCUGGCGAGGCCCUUGAUAAAAGGCCAGGGCACCUGUGUCCUGCUUCCUCCUCUCCAGCCUGGAUCAUGCUUCGGCUCCUGUCUGCCCUGAUGCUUCUGGGGGCGCUGGUUGCCCCAGAAGGGACCUCCAAGACUUGUCCAGCCUGCUUCUCGCAGCCUCACUGCAGGGACAUCACCUGCCCCGGGGCCCAGGACUCCUGCCUGUUCAGCCGGAUGCAGCUGGAAAACGGGACCGUGGUGGAGAAUGGCUCAUGUGUGGCACCUGGGCAGUGCCGGGAAGCCGUCAGCACCCUGACCUACGCCCCCAACUCCGAGCUCUGGGUUAGCACCGCCUGCUGUGCACACAGCUGCAGCAUCAGGGACCCACGGCAAGAGCCAGAGCCCGAGGCUAACCAUGUGACAUGUCAAUACUGUUCUGGAAACAAAUCAGCCCCAUGUGACUCCCUUUCGGUCAUGAACUGCACCGGCACCCAGACCAAGUGUGUCACCCUCAACGGGACAUGGAGUGGAGGGGCUCCCCAAAUCCUGAAGGGCUGUGCUACACCAGACGUCUGCCACCUGCAAGUGAACGACACCCUGGGCCCAGCGGAGUCUGGAUUCCAUCUCACUUCCAAGCCAGACUGCAGCAGCCAGGCUUCUCUCACAAAGCUAGUUGUGACCCACACCGACCCAAAGGCUACCAUCUGUUUUACCUGCUCAGACCUGCACCACUGCGACCCUCUCCCCUGUCCGGGGGACAGGAACUACUGCCUCAGGACAGCAGGCAUCACCGACUUUGGGGAUGGAAAUUCUGUCUCCUGGAGAAAUGGCUCCUGCGUGGCCUCCGAGGACUGCAAACGGAACUACUCCGUCUCUGCCUUGACCUAUGGCACCAGCCUUGGUUUCUGGGUCAACACCACCUGCUGCCAAGGCAACUGCCAGGAGCCCACUCAGCUUGCUCUGCCGGCCUUGAGCACGUACCUGUGCCCCACAUGCCUCAAGGAGCAGCCCAGGCCCUGCAACGCCUCCUUCUACAUGCGGUGUCCCCGCGGGGAGACCCAGUGUGUCCAGCUGGACCUGACAUCCGAGGGAGGUGGCCGGAACGUGAGCUUGCGCGGCUGUGGCACCCGAGACCUGUGCAGCACCCUGUCGGCGACCAAGCGGCUCCAGGAGCUCCAGGAGCUCCGGGACCUUCCGGGUCUCCGCGGCCUCCGGCUGUCACGCCAGCCUGACUGCAGGCCCCGCCGCCGCACCCUCCCGGAGUCCCGAGGCCUCUCGGGAGCCACAGGUGUCCCCGGCCUGGCAUUGCCCUUGCUGGCGUUGGCCCUGGGGGUCGCAGUGCUCUGCUGAGGACUUGGGGCUGGUUCACCCUCCCCUGGGAUGUCUCCGGGAAGUCAGGCUCCAGGAUGAGCCUGUGUUCUACAGCUUCCCAGAGGCCAGGCCAAACCUGGACUAAGCUUCCCCAAGGCUGAGCCUGCUUCCUGGUAGCAGGGUCCCCAAGGGCUGGACCUCCUGCGUCCUCCAAGCUGUGUCUUCCCCUGGCUAGGGCCACCCACUGGACGCAAGGGCAGGCCUCUGCUCCACUGGGGCUACAGCUCCAUCCUCAGAUAAGGGGCCCUCAAGGCCAGACCUCUCUCACACCCUGUGCUGUUCUAUUCUUUAUUAGACUGAAAAGGCCCACAUUCUUCUUCAGACCAGGGGGCCCCCAAAGCUAAGCCUACUUCCUCAAACUAGGGACCCCCGACAUUAGACUAAGUUUUCUCCAACACUGGGAAGCAAAACUCUCCUCUUCCUGUCUCCCUCUUCAGGCAGAGUCCUGGCAGCCAAGGUGGGGCUUGAGAACUCAAUAGACCCCUUCCAAGGUGUUUACAGCAGCCUGUUCCAGUCCUGCCAGGGCUAGGACUGACGGGGCCUGGGGGCUGGGUGGGCUGAGGGCGCCCCCUCCGGUCAAGUUCCCUCUCCCAGCGGUAACCAAGUCUGAAUGAACUGAAUCUCACAGCA